Molecule: messenger RNA, 1394 nt
Organism: Exserohilum turcica Et28A
Lineage: Eukaryota; Fungi; Ascomycota; Dothideomycetes; Pleosporales; Pleosporaceae
Product: glycoside hydrolase family 16 protein
Exons: 3
Coding region: 72-1181 (369 amino acids)
Biological process (GO): fungal-type cell wall organization; carbohydrate metabolic process
Cellular component (GO): fungal-type cell wall
Molecular function (GO): hydrolase activity, hydrolyzing O-glycosyl compounds; glycosyltransferase activity
Source: RefSeq, a predicted model, not a curated record
CAGCGCGCGUCUGGUCUACGCGCGAUACCACACUCCUUAGGUGUAUAGCUCCGCAUACGAUAGUCGCAGACAUGAGGUUCUUCCCUGUUUCUGCGGCCGCCCUCAUUGCUGGCCUCGUGUCGACAACGGUGGCCCAGACGCACACGGACUGUAACCCGCUCAACACGACAGGAUGUCCCGACAUGGAGGCGCUUGGCGGCAACGUGACGUUCAACUGGAACAAGACGGGUAUCCCCCAGGACGGCAAGAUCUGGAAGUUGCCCAACCAGGGCAAAAUCGAUUGGGUUGAAAAGGGCGCUACUUUCACCAUUGAACGAUCGGGCGACUCUCCCACAGCCAACUCCGUCUUCUACAUGCUCUUCGGGCGCGUCGAGAUCUUUAUGAAGGUGGCUACCGGCACUGGAAUCAUCUCGAGCGCCAUUCUGCAGUCCGAGGCACUCGACGAGAUUGACUGGGAGUUCCGCGGCGACAACAAAACGAUCCUCACAAACUAUUUCGGUAAGGGAGACACGUCGUCUUAUGACCGUGGCAAAGACUUUGAGCUCGAUUUCUCGCCCCAGGACGACUUCCACAACUACACAAUCGACUGGACCAAGGACCGCAUCGAGUGGUGGGUUGACGGCCAGAAGAUCAGAACACUUACGCCCGACGAGGCCCAGGGAGGCAAACGCUACCCCCAGACGCCCAUGAACAUCCGCCUGGGUUCAUGGGCUGCCGGUGAUCCCAAGAAAAACGACCCCGGUGUCGUUGAAUGGGCUGGUGGCGUCACCAACUUUGACCACGGCCCAUACACAAUGACCAUCCAGUCUGUAUACGCCCAAGACUACACGAGUGCUGCCAAGUACUCAUGGGAGAACAUGGACUCUACUGGCGACUGGCAAAAGGUCAAGGUUAUCGAGGGAAAGUCUGAAGUGCUUGAGGAGAUUGAGUCACCGCACGGCGUCAGGAACCGAUUCCACGCUCUAUCCCCUGGUGCCAAGGCUGGCAUCGUCAUUGGUGUUCUUUCAGCAGUUGCCAUUGGGGCACUUGGCUUGCUGUUCUAUUGCAUCAAGCAGCGCCGCCAAGGCAAGAGGGAGCACCAGGCUCUCCUUGCUGAGGAACAGAAAGAGACGGCGGAGUUGAACGAGUACAGGUCCCAAAUGGACGCUGGCCGAUUCGCCGUUGGGAGCCGUCACGCCUAGAAGUCUAGAAGCUAAGGGAAUGGCGCCUAGUUGAGAGUUGCAGUUUGUACAGUCUGUAUUCUGUAAUAGUAUGGGUUUUCUUUGCGGCCAGUGGCCUGCAGCGUCUGUUUGCGAUGCUGCCGUUUCCUUGUAAUGUACUUGUCACGGUUUGUUGCUUCAGGUGUGCACAUACCUACAUACACACGUAGACACAAUUAUACCCUUGGUGUUUUG